GCCCGUUUCUCUUCGCCCCCCCUUCCCCUCCCCCUUUUCCUCCUUCUCGCCCCGACUCCCCAACCCCUUUCCCCUCCUCCCAUCUCUCCUUAAACGGGAUUCCGGCUCGGGACGGCACCACCGGGCAUCCCGCGGCGGCAGCCCCCGGGGCUCCGGCAGGUCCCCGCUGUCCCUCCUCGCACGCACACACAUACACUCACCCCACCACGAGAAGCAGUGAGAAUUAUAACCCCCCUCCUCCCCACCCCGUCCCCCGCUUCUCUCCCUUUAACCCCUCUCAUCGGUGUGGCAAAACGAUCCGGGGGUGCCGUGUCCCCUCGGCAGGGCUCAACCCAAAGCAGCCCCCGGUCCCGGGGGGGUACGAUGAGGUAGAGGGCGGCGGCGGAGCGCCCGGCCGGGGGCCGCGGCAGGAGGGCAUGAAACGGAGAGCUGCGGGGAUGGGAGUUAGCGCUCGCUGCUGAGAGCCGGCAGCGGCCAAGCUCCGAGGACGGCAGCUCGUACAGCUCACAGGGAUCCGCUUUUCACCAUGGGAUUGCAGCUGGCGCUCCUGCUCGCAGGGAUCGUCGCACUCUCGGACACAGCGAGAGGCCCUCCGAGGAUUGCCGAUAAAGUGAUCCACCGUCAGUCAGUGAGGCUGGGCAGGACCAUCAAGCUCCUGUGCCCGGUGGAAGGUGAUCCCCCACCCCUCACCAUGUGGAUGAAAGAUGGACGCACCAUCCACAGUGGCUGGACGAGGUUCCGGAUCCUUCAGCAAGGGCUGAAAAUCAAAGAGGUAGAGAGUGAAGAUGCGGGAACCUACAUUUGCAAAGCCACCAAUGGUUUUGGCAGCACCAAUGUGAACUACACCCUCAUCGUGAUAGAUGACACCAGCUCAGGAAAGAACAGCCAGACACCUGAAGGCUCUAAUGGAGAAUAUGAAGAUCAUUCUGGGAAGCAAUGGGCCCAGCCCAGGUUCACCCAGCCUGCAAAGAUGAGACGCAGAGUCAUCGCCCGUCCUGUCGGCAGCUCCAUCCGUCUGAAGUGUGUGGCCAGCGGCAACCCACGGCCUGACAUCACGUGGCUGAAGGACAAUAAGCCCCUCAUGCCCCAUGAGACUGGGGAGAACAAGAAGAAGAAGUGGACACUGAACCUGAAGAAUCUGAAGCCAGAGGAUAGUGGGAAAUACACCUGCCGAGUGUUUAACAAAGUUGGGGAGAUCAAUGCGACUUACAAAGUUGAAGUGAUCCAGAGAACGAGAUCCAAGCCCAUCCUGACAGGGACACACCCCGUCAACACAACGGUAGACUACGGUGGGACCACAUCCUUCCAGUGUAAAGUCCGCAGUGAUGUCAAACCUGUCAUCCAGUGGCUGAAGCGGGUGGAGUAUGGCACAGAGAGCAAGUACAACUCUACCAUUGAUGUCGGGGGACAGAAGUUUGUUGUGCUACCCACGGGGGAGGUCUGGUCCCGGCCUGAUGGCUCCUACCUGAACAAACUGAUGAUUACUCGAGCCAAGGAAGAGGAUGCAGGGAUGUACAUUUGCUUAGGGGCAAACACCAUGGGCUACAGUUUUCGCAGUGCUUUUCUCACAGUCCUGCCAGAUCCCAAGCCUCCGAGUGCACCUGUGCCCCCCUCCUCAGCCAGCAGCCUUCCCUGGCCUGUGAUCAUCGGCAUCCCUGCUGGGGCGGUCUUCAUCUUUGGGACAAUCCUCCUGUGGCUUUGCCAGACCAAGAAGAAACCUUGCUCCCCACCAGCUGCUGCCCCUGUGCACCGGCCGCAGCCCCGGGACAGGAUCUGUGUUUCCCAGGUCCCAGACAAAGACUGCAUCUCCUCCAUAAACUAUGAGGAAUACGUCGCCCAGCAGCAGCAUUUACUGUCCCAAGGGCCUGCGCUCGCUCCAGCCAUGGCAUCCAAAAUGUACCCAAAGAUUUACACGGACAUCCAUACCCACACCCACUCGCAUGUGGAAGGCAAAGUCCACCAGCACCAGCACAUUCAGUACCAGUGCUAAGAGGGCGGCCGUGUACAGAAGCUCAUGGGGGCUUUUCCUCCUGGUACCUCAGAAGAGACUGCUCAAAGUCAGCUCACACUGCCAGCAGUAGGCAAAGCAGACAGAAAAGAUUAUAUAUAUGAUUUUAAAUAUAUAUAUACAUAUAUAUAAUUGUAUAUG
Centrocercus urophasianus (Greater sage-grouse) is the source of this 2149-nucleotide messenger RNA. RefSeq names its product fibroblast growth factor receptor like 1 (gene FGFRL1). The transcript is spliced from 7 exons. The record is from RefSeq and is a predicted model, not a curated record. Gene Ontology annotation, cellular component: plasma membrane. Bases 527 to 1990 code for a protein of 487 amino acids. Gene Ontology annotation, molecular function: fibroblast growth factor binding; fibroblast growth factor receptor activity. NCBI's taxonomy places the organism in Eukaryota, Metazoa, Chordata, Aves, Galliformes, Phasianidae.